GCCCUCUUUGUUCAUCCUUAGACUUAGAAUCUUUGAGCAUUGGGGAUAUAAUUUUACCAAGCCAAUUGGAAGGUAACAGAGCAAAUCCUUAUCAGGAACCUAACUCAUGGUUCUGAGAGUCCUUCGUCCUUUACAUGAAACAUUAUAUUCAAGAACAAAAACACAGUUCAGAGUGCCCAAAGAGUUAAUGGCCGCAGCUUAUAUUCCAGGCAGCAUAGAAUCAAGACUGUCACACUGCUGGCUGUCGCACACACAGGGCAGAAGAUCCUAUGGGAGUGGCAGUCACAAGAUUUGUGGCAAUGGCUUUAGUCUUCAGAACGGCAAUGCAAUCUGUUGGACUUUUAUCCUCGUUUCUAGGAUGGGUUUUGUCCAUUAUGACAACUUAUCUGCCACACUGGAAGAACCUCAACCUGGACCUAAAUGAGAUGGAAAACUGGACCAUGGGACUCUGGCAAACUUGUGUGAUCCAAGAGGAAGUGGGGAGGCAGUGCAAGGACUUUGAUUCCUUCCUGGCGUUGCCUGCAGAGCUCAGGAUCGCCCGGGUCUGCAUGUUCCUGUCCAACGGGCUGGGCCUCCUGGGCGUGCUGCUGUCGGGCUUGGGCCUGGACUGCCUGCGCAUUGGGGAGACACGGCACCAUCUUAAGAAGCGACUGCUCCUCCUGGGAGGAGCUCUGCUUUGGACAGCGGGCAUCACGGCCCUGGUCCCGGUGUCGUGGGUGGCCCACGUGACAGUGCGCGAGUUCUGGGAUGAGAGCAUCCCUGAGAUAGUCCCUCGCUGGGAGUUUGGGGAGGCCCUGUUUGUGGGCUGGUUUGCCGGGUUUUCGCUCCUUGUGGGAGGGUGUCUGCUUCACUGUGUGGCCUGCUCAGUGCCAGCUCCUCCAGCCUCGGGCCACUAUGCGGUGGCAGAAAUGCAGCAGACUCAGUGUCCACAUCUGGAAGAUGGACCUGCAGAUCCCAAAGUAUAAGCCGUGGGCAAGACCACAGACAUGUGCUUCAUUAGCUAUGAUGACCAAGAGGUGUCUGUUGCAGCUCGCAUUCUCUCACCUAAUGACCAGCUCUCUGUAAUAGAAUCCCCUCCUCUCCAAGCUGGAGACUAAUUUAGGUCUUACAUCUAAAAGUAUUAUGGUAAGCCUUACAUAGGUAUGAGUGGAAAAAAUCUGCACUGAUCUGGUUACUGAAUCCACGUGGGGGGUGUAUCUAUGGUAGUCUUAACCUUUAAUGU
This is a messenger RNA of Ochotona princeps (American pika), 1222 nucleotides long. RefSeq names its product claudin 24 (gene CLDN24). The coding region runs from base 270 to 965 and encodes 231 amino acids. Gene Ontology annotation, biological process: cell adhesion; bicellular tight junction assembly. Gene Ontology annotation, cellular component: bicellular tight junction; plasma membrane. Lineage: Eukaryota; Metazoa; Chordata; Mammalia; Lagomorpha; Ochotonidae. The transcript has a single exon. The record is from RefSeq and is a predicted model, not a curated record. Gene Ontology annotation, molecular function: structural molecule activity.